Messenger RNA from Ostreococcus lucimarinus CCE9901, 1518 nucleotides. RefSeq lists its product with no specific name. The record is from RefSeq and is a predicted model, not a curated record. Gene Ontology annotation, molecular function: L-glutamate N-acetyltransferase activity, acting on acetyl-CoA as donor. The annotation marks the transcript as partial. NCBI's taxonomy places the organism in Eukaryota, Viridiplantae, Chlorophyta, Mamiellophyceae, Mamiellales, Bathycoccaceae. The transcript has a single exon. Gene Ontology annotation, biological process: L-arginine biosynthetic process. Gene Ontology annotation, cellular component: cytoplasm.
UUCGUGGAGUUCUUCAGACAAGCGUCGCCGUACAUCGCGCUGCAUCGAGGCUCGACGUUUGUGGUUUUGAUUCCCGGCGACGUCUCGGCGUCGACGGCGAAGAUGAAUUCCGUCGUGCGUGAUGUGAGCCUGCUGCACGACCUCGGCGUGCGUAUCGUGUUGGUGGUCGGGGCGAGCGAUCAGGUGAGCGAACUGACGAAGAUGCGGGGUGGGGAGGUGAAUUUCGUGGACGACUAUCGAGUGACGGAUGAGGCGGCGAUGGAGGCGGCGAUGGAGGCGAACGGGAAGAAUCAAGUGCUCGUGCAAGCGCUCUUGAGUCGAGCGCCGACGAUAAGUAUAACGAGAAGACAUAGAGACGGCGAUGAAGACGGCGCGGGUGAACGUGGAAUGGCUUCGAACGGGGCGAACGUGGUGGCGACAAGCGGCAAUUACAUAUUUGCCAAACGCAUGGGGACGGUGAACGGAACAGAUUUUCAGCGUACGGGUGAGGUCACCAGAGUCGAUGCGAAAGGGAUAAAGAAAAAACUGUCUCAAGGCGAUAUCGUGUUGCUGAGUUCGCUCGGAUUUAAUGCCGCUGGAGAGGUUUUGAACUGUCAGUCUUUCGACGUGGCGUUGGCGACGGCGAUUGAUCUCAAAGCAGACAAGUUAAUCGUGAUGACGGAUCCUUCGCACAUGCCGUACGAAGGAAACGAUAGCGCCGAGCGUGUGCCACGCUAUUUACCCCUACGCUCGGCAGAGGCGUAUUUAGCGAAAAUAUACGGCACAAAAGACUUGAACGGCGGCGGCGGUGUCAAUGGUGCCAACGGCGUCGCGAAUUGGAGGUGGUUACAAAUGGAAUACUCUAUCGACGGCUCCGGGACGAACAAAGGUGACGAGCAAAUCGUGAGCGCGUAUUCGAAUGACGAGCGCGAGCAUCUAUUCGAUAGCAUACGAGGCGUCAACGAACGUAUCUCGCGCUUUGAAGAAUUGAUGGAGCGCGGGUUAAGUUGGCGCGUGCCGCACUGCCCGCAAGAGCUCUGUCUGGCCGCUUUUGCGUGUAAGGCGGGCGUGCGGCGUACACACUUAGUCGAUCCGACGGUGUCUGGAUCACUUCUAGUCGAGCUCUACACUCGUGAUGGUAUUGGAUGCAUGGUGGCGCGAGAUCGCUACGAAGGCACGCGGAUCGCGACGAUGGCUGAUUGGGAAUCAAUCAAGCGCAUCCUUGAACCUCUCGUCGCGAACGGUGCAGUCAUUGCACGCUCGGACGAACAGUUGAUUGACGAAGUGUGCAAGAACUAUUUUCACGUCACCGAGCGCGAUGGUAAGGUAAUCGCGUGCUGUGCGCUGAAACCGUGCGGCAACGCCCCGGACGCGCACGAAGUCGCGGCGUUUGCGGUGUCUCCAGAGUAUCGCCGAGGCGGGAGAGGCGAUGCGUUGCUGGAGUACGCCGAAAACUACGCCUGCGAAACGCUUGCAACGUCGCGUCUUUUCCUGCUCACGACCCGCACCGCAGACUGGUUUGUUCAGCGAGGAUUCGAA